CGCGCCUGCGCUGGCCCUCGCCUCGGAGCAGCCAUGAUGCAGGAAGGCCUGGACGACGGCCCCGACUUCCUCUCUGAGGAAGACCGCGGACUUAAAGCAAUAAAUGUAGAUCUUCAAAGUGAUGCUGCCCUGCAGGUGGACAUUUCUGAUGCUCUUAGUGAGAGAGAUAAAGUAAAAUUCACUGUGCAUACAAAGAGCUCGUUGCCAAAUUUUAAGCAGAAUGAAUUUUCUGUUGUUCGACAACAUGAGGAAUUUAUUUGGCUUCAUGAUUCCUUCGUUGAAAAUGAAGACUACGCAGGUUACAUAAUUCCACCAGCGCCACCAAGACCUGAUUUUGAUGCUUCACGGGAAAAACUACAAAAACUUGGAGAAGGAGAAGGUUCAAUGACAAAGGAAGAAUUCACAAAGAUGAAACAGGAACUGGAAGCUGAAUAUUUGGCAAUAUUUAAGAAGACAGUUGCAAUGCAUGAAGUGUUCCUAUGUCGGGUGGCAGCACAUCCUAUUUUGAGAAAAGAUUUAAAUUUCCAUGUCUUCUUGGAAUAUAAUCAAGAUAUUCCUUGACUUCCGUGGCCUCCAUGACUGUCCUAAAAGGGAUGACAAAACCACAAGAUGGGAAGAAGCUGACUUCCUGUACAUCUGUAUACAGCAAGGAUACUACUUCUGAAGAAUCCCCCAUUGUACAUAAAUGAGAAAUGUCAUAUUUAAAUCAGCUAACAAUACCUUAACUAUUG
Messenger RNA from Lepus europaeus (European hare), 731 nucleotides. Its product is annotated as sorting nexin-6-like. Gene Ontology annotation, molecular function: phosphatidylinositol binding; dynactin binding. The transcript is spliced from 7 exons. The record is from RefSeq and is a predicted model, not a curated record. NCBI's taxonomy places the organism in Eukaryota, Metazoa, Chordata, Mammalia, Lagomorpha, Leporidae. The coding region runs from base 34 to 561 and encodes 175 amino acids. Gene Ontology annotation, cellular component: endosome.